Molecule: messenger RNA, 1614 nt
Organism: Colletotrichum chrysophilum
Lineage: Eukaryota; Fungi; Ascomycota; Sordariomycetes; Glomerellales; Glomerellaceae
Exons: 2
Coding region: 1-1614 (537 amino acids)
Biological process (GO): cardiolipin biosynthetic process; CDP-diacylglycerol biosynthetic process
Cellular component (GO): mitochondrion
Molecular function (GO): phosphatidate cytidylyltransferase activity
Source: RefSeq, a predicted model, not a curated record
AUGACGAUGUCCCGCCUUAUGCUUCAGCCUUUUCGGGCUGUCCCCUAUCACUCUCUCCGGUCGGUCGCAGCGUCGACCAUCGUUGUGACACCCGCCUGGUCCACUCGCUGGUACUCAUCGAACGAAGACGCCAAGAAAGGGGACCCCGCCAAGGAAGCCGACAAGAAGGAGAACAAACUCAAAGAAGAGGAGAAGGAGGAUAGCCCACCCGCGUACACUCACCAUGGGUCAGCCAUCAACUUCAACUGGGCACGCGAGGCCGAAAAGGCGCGCAAGAAGGAGGGCCCGACCAUUUCCGAGGACAACUGGGAGGAUCACGGAGACGCUAAGAUCGAGGAAUUUGAUCAGCUCCCUUACAAAGAUUUCGGCAUCAACCAGCACAUGGAGGUCAACGCCGAGUUCAAAAAGGUCUUGACAAACGUUGUUCGAGAGUUCCGCGCUCCCGUCAUGUACGCCAUGGCCUACGGCUCUGGUGUCUUUCCCCAGUCCAAGACCAGUAGAAGUGUCACUGACGAGGAGUUUCGCACCGUUCACCCCAAGCCGACGUCUUCCUUGAUGGAGGUCCAGAAGGGCGGCCCUAAGAUGAUUGACUUCAUCUUCGGAGUCACCCACACUCAGCACUGGCACUCACUCAACAUGCGCCAGCAUCGCGACCACUACUCUGGCUUGGCCAGCUUCGGCUCGGGCCUUGUCUCCACCUUCCAGGACCGCUGGGGUGCUGGAGUCUACUUCAAUCCGUAUGUCACUAAGAAUGGCAUGCUCAUCAAGUACGGUGUGACCUCUAUCGACAAUCUCUGCACCGAUCUGUCCACCUGGAACAACUUGUAUCUCGCGGGAAGACUCCAGAAGCCGGUUAAAAUCCUGCGCGAUCAUCCUCGAGUUCGUCUCGCGAACCAGGCCAACCUCCUCGCCGCCGUACGCACUGCUCUCCUUCUUCUCCCCCCUAAGUUCACCGAAAAGGAGCUCUACUCUACCAUCGCCCGCAUCUCCUACCUUGGCGACCCGCGCAUGGCUCUCCCAACGGAAAACAAGAGCAAGAUUUCAAACAUUGUUGACAACAACAUGGUCUCCUUCCGCAAGCUGUACGGCCCUCUCCUGAACACCUUGCCGAAUAUCGACUACAGCGAAGGGGCCGACCAGCAGGCGAAGCACAUCUCGGACCCUGAGUACGAUGGCGCCAUGCACCAGGAUAUGGACCCCGUCAAGCGGGGUAACAUGGUCCGCCGUCUUCCCAAGGCCUUCCGCUCGCGUUUAUACUUUCAAUACCAAAAGAAGUUCAUGGUUCCGGCUGCCGACUUUAAGGCCAUGAUGGACGCUUCCAAGAAUGAGGAUGACGUUAGCUACAAGCGUCGCGAGGGCGGCGGCUUCGAACAGCGCAUCGUGCAAGACGACCCUGAGGAGUUGCAAAAGUACAUCCGUAAGGUUAUCAAGCAGACGGUCAACUGGCCCGCCACUGCUCAGUCCAUCAAGGGCUUCUUCACCGCAGGCGUAGGCCGCUCCAUCCGCUACAUGUCUGAGAAGUGGACCAAGUAUAACGAAGGCAAGGCGAAAGCCAAGGCCGAGGAGCAGAAGAAGGCAGAAGAGGACGCCGAGAAACCUGAGAAGUCCGGAUAG